Rhodotorula graminis WP1 is the source of this 713-nucleotide messenger RNA. RefSeq lists its product as uncharacterized. Lineage: Eukaryota; Fungi; Basidiomycota; Microbotryomycetes; Sporidiobolales; Sporidiobolaceae. The annotation marks the transcript as partial. The transcript has 5 exons. Gene Ontology annotation, cellular component: Ino80 complex. The record is from RefSeq and is a predicted model, not a curated record.
CCCCGCUCCCAGACCUCGCACCCGCCUCGAGGCGCCCACACCCCGCACCAUGCCGCCCAAGCGCACCGCCGAGGAGCUUCACGCCCUGUCGCACCCGAGGUCAAAGCGCUCGUACAAGGAGACCAACUGGGCCAUCAAGAAGCUCGACUCGGAGCCGCUGUUACGGUCCGACAUUCAGUGGCAGGUCCUCGACGACAUCUUCGCCGACCGCUCGUUCCGGUUCACGGCCCCGGUCGACCAGAACUCGGACCCGAUCUACCUCAACUUUGACCAGCUGUACCUCGAGGCCAUCCUCUCGUCGACAAAGACGACCCAGAACAUCCGCCAGAAGCUCAUCUCGAACCCGCAAUUCGCCAUAAACUACUGCAAGCUCUGCCUCCUCGUCAACGUCGGCCGCGUCAACACGACCCUCGCCUUCUACCCCAACAUGCGCACCGCCCUGAGGACGUACCACCCGGUCCCGUCGCUCCAGACCGAGGAGACGUCGCAGAAGGAGAUGUCAGACGCGCCGCGCAUCAAGGGCAUGCUCAAGGGCGCCAUGCUCGACCACGAGGUCAGCAACCCGCCGACGACGCUCAAGGACGUCGCGAGAAAGUCGGCUUCGGGCCAGAUCGUGCGCGGUCCGCCAACGACCAUCAUCGAGGCGAUCUUUCUCGUCUUCAACGAGGCCGGCUGGAUCAGCGAGAAGUACUUCCCAGACGGCUUCGACCUGU